Sus scrofa (pig) is the source of this 1403-nucleotide messenger RNA. The record is from RefSeq and is a predicted model, not a curated record. NCBI's taxonomy places the organism in Eukaryota, Metazoa, Chordata, Mammalia, Artiodactyla, Suidae.
GGAGAUUUCUGUAAUUUAAGAGAGUUCAAAUAAUGUUUGGAAAUUGCAAGAUUAGAUCCUCUAGUGAGUUGUAGAAAAGGCACAGCUCAGAAGCAUUCCACGGGGAGGGAAAUCACGUCCUUCAUGAAUGACAAGGGGAUGGAAGAUAUCCUUACACUGUAGGCUCCCAGAUCGGCAGAACCCGGAACCACCCCAGAGCAGCAGCUCAGAGUCUCCCACAGGGGGAGGGCUCCAAGCAUACCUAGGAAUUGGUGAAUCAGAGGGAAUGUUUCCCAUUUCAGGUCUGUCUGAGCUCUUUUGGAGUAAGACAGGGCAGCUGGUGAUCUCUUUGUUGGUGUGCAGUGGACACUGAGGCGCCUACCACGCCAAAGGAAGGAAGACCUUGUGACUUUGACCUGCUCCCUCUCACUCUAUCCUCACCUGCUCUCCGCAUCUGUCCCCAGCUCAGGGCCAUGACACCACACGCAAAUGGAACCCUCUCAGGGAAGCCUCUGCAGGAGUUUGUGCUGGAGGGGUUUCAGGGUGGGCUGCAGACCCAGGCCCUGCUCUUUGCCCUCUUCCUGGCCCUGUACUUGGCGGCCGUCCUGGGGAACCUCACCAUGAUCGUGGUCAUCACCCUGGAUGCCCGUCUGCACUCCCCGAUGUACUUCUUCCUCAAGAACCUCUCCUUCAUGGACCUGUGCUACUCAUCUGUCAUCUACCCCAAAGCCCUGGCCAACGUCCUGUCCUUAGCCAAGGUCAUUUCCUUCGGGGGCUGUGCCUCCCAGUUCUUCUUCUUCUCCAUGAUGGGCACGACUGAGGCUUUCCUCUUGGCAGUGAUGGCCUAUGACCGCUUCCUGGCCAUCUGCAGCCCCCUACACUAUCCCAUCACCAUGUGCCCAUCAGCCUGUGCCCACUUGCUGCUGGGCUGCUACGGUGGAGGCUGCCUCAACGCCAUCCUGCAGACCAGCUUCACAUUCAGCCUCCCCUUCUGCAGCUCCAACCACAUCAACCACUUCUUCUGUGAUGUGCCCCCUCUUCUCCUGCUCGCCUGUGCCGACACAGCCAUCAACAAGCUGGUCAUGUUUGGCAUCUGCGGGCUCAUCAUCGUGGGCACCACACUCGGGGUCCUCAUCUCCUAUGCCUACAUCACCGUGACCAUCCUGAGGAUGCGCUCGGGAGCAGGCAGACACAAGCUCUUCUCCACCUGUGGCUCCCACAUGACGGCCGUGUCCCUCUUUUAUGGGACCCUUUUUGUCAUGUAUGCCCAGCCGGGAGCGGUGGAGUCCAUGGAGCAGGGCAAGGUGGUCUCUGUCUUCUACACCCUGGUCAUCCCCGUGCUCAACCCCCUCAUCUACAGUCUGCGGAACAAGGAGGUGAAGGAGGCCCUGCGCAGACUGGGCCAAAAGAGCAUCACCUCCUGA